CCGUUUCUGUCGUUCAACAUUCCCUAGGGCUCACCGCUAGGGUUCCCCUAGACUGCUGCACCGGCAUCCUUGCAGUGCAAUCCCAAACCCUGCCAACACAAUCUUGUACCACUACGCAGUUGUUUACUUUCGACUGCUCACUAUUUUCCGGAAUUAGCAGCAGCAAGGAUGCCACACGAGGAGUUGCCUUUCUGGCUAGUCAAUGUUCCUAGAGAUCAAUGGCCGAGCGAGUGCCCGGACUUCUUGAGAGAUAUUAGUGAGAAGGAUAAAGGGAUCAUCGGGACGCCUGACGAACACUACAAGGUGUUGACAUGGGACCAAGUGCGGGACAUUGUAGAGAGCAACCGGGUCGACAAGUUUCAUCGCAUGCCAAGUGAGUUGAGGCGGUAUCGGCAGUUCACCCAUCGGCUGGAGAGGGAUUACGGCAGCAUCAUGAACUUCAUUGUUAAUGAGCGGUUGAAGUGGGGAAGUAUGGAGCCGAAGGGCAAGCCGUUCGAAUUUGAUGACAUCAAGAUACUAUAUAACGACUGGCCAUAUGGCAUCGAUGCAGACGUUGUGCACCUCGUCGUGUGGACCAAGUUUGAACUGGACGACGACCCCGACACUGGGCUCUCUACCGCAGAAUCCCAGAAACAAAUCGGUGAUUACGUACAAAAGACGUUCGCUCCAAAGGUAAAAGAGUUGGUCUGGUUCAAGAAUUGGAAGAGUCUGAAGAGCGUGCAUGCAGUGGAGCACUUCCACGUCAUGUUGUACAGGCCGGACGCUGUGUUCCUAAGGGAGAUUACGAACGGCGAUGUCCCGAUGACUGAGAAGUUCGCCUAGCAAGGAAGGCUGACGGGGCAUUUUGGCUCUAGUACAGUCGAGAAGGGGGAUAAAAACAUGCCGAGUGCUCUCGAUCGUGUUUCCCACGCUCUUGACUGUACGAGAGAUUCGAGAAGGCAACGGGGCAUUUUGGCCUGCCGACGGGAUA
Messenger RNA from Alternaria alternata, 970 nucleotides. RefSeq lists its product as hypothetical. Gene Ontology annotation, biological process: N-acetylglucosamine metabolic process. The transcript is spliced from 3 exons. Gene Ontology annotation, cellular component: cytoplasm. The coding region runs from base 169 to 822 and encodes 217 amino acids. NCBI's taxonomy places the organism in Eukaryota, Fungi, Ascomycota, Dothideomycetes, Pleosporales, Pleosporaceae. The record is from RefSeq and is a predicted model, not a curated record.